This is a messenger RNA of Plenodomus lingam JN3, 210 nucleotides long. The record is from RefSeq and is a predicted model, not a curated record. NCBI's taxonomy places the organism in Eukaryota, Fungi, Ascomycota, Dothideomycetes, Pleosporales, Leptosphaeriaceae.
AUGUCUGAAAUGGGCGUCACCGGGAAUGGCACCGAUCGAGCCCUGGAUAAUGGCGAAGCAUUCGACAACAAGCUCGCUGCUGUUCAGGGUGCUCCAGGUCCCGACGCAAAGCGCGAGCGAAGCGGUGAAUUGAGGAGAGAGAGUUGGGCACACAUGGGUCACGCUAAGUUGACCCGGCAGAUGACCACCAAGGUUAUGAUUGCCGCGUGA